Gasterosteus aculeatus aculeatus (three-spined stickleback) is the source of this 1174-nucleotide messenger RNA. Its product is annotated as 14-3-3 protein beta/alpha-1. Lineage: Eukaryota; Metazoa; Chordata; Actinopteri; Perciformes; Gasterosteidae. The record is from RefSeq and is a predicted model, not a curated record.
AUACUGGCGGGGGGAGGGGUGGGGUUUAGAGGAAGCGGAAGUGUCAGAGCAGGCGGAAGUGGUACUGCCCUGAAUACCCUGAGCAGCGAGCGGAGGACGGCUUGAUAAACUCCCAUCGUUCAGAGACUAAAAUCGGGAUUCCUUGUACGCUCAAAAUCCUAAAAAAUGGAUAAGAACGACCUGGUGCAGAAAGCCAAGCUGGCUGAGCAGGCCGAGCGCUACGACGACAUGGCGGCUGCCAUGAAGGCGGUGACGGAGCAGGGCCUGGAGCUCAGCAACGAGGAGCGCAACCUGCUCUCCGUCGCCUACAAGAACGUGGUGGGGGCCCGCCGCUCAUCCUGGCGCGUCAUCUCCAGCAUCGAGCAGAAGACUGAGGGCAACGAGAAGAAACAGCAGAUGGCCCGCGAGUACCGCAUGAAGAUUGAGACUGAACUCCAAGACAUCUGCAAGGAUGUGCUGAAUCUGCUCGACAAAUUCCUCAUUGCCAACGCAACUCAGGCGGAGAGCAAGGUGUUCUACCUCAAAAUGAAAGGAGACUACUUCAGAUACCUGUCGGAAGUGGCCUCCGGGGACGCAAAGAAGGACACGGUGGAGAACUCUCAGCAGGCCUACCAGAAUGCCUUCGACAUCAGCAAGAAGGACAUGCAGCCGACGCACCCCAUCCGGCUGGGCCUCGCCCUCAACUUCUCCGUCUUCUUCUACGAAAUCCUCAACUCGCCCGAGCAGGCCUGCACUCUGGCCAAGCAGGCUUUCGACGAGGCGAUCGCCGAGCUCGACACCUUGAACGAGGACUCGUACAAAGACAGCACGCUGAUCAUGCAGCUAUUAAGGGACAACCUCACUCUGUGGACAUCAGAAAACCAGGGCGACGAGGGCGAGGCCGGAGACGGAGACAACUAGAGCGCACACUUCACUGUUGACCCAUGACCCCACUCUCCUCCUCUCCCCUUUCUUCCUUCUCUUCGUACACAUAAAAAAAGCCCUGUUCAUCCCCCCCCCCCCACUCCCACCCCUCUUUUUCGUCCUAACUUUAUCAGCCUGUCCUCCCCCAACUUUCCCUUCUGUAUAACCAACAGCUUGAAUAGCACCCGAACUUCAGGACAGAUGGUUCAAUCGAUAAAAAUACAAAAAAUAAACGGAGGAGUGAGAAAAUGGAAGCUUCUCCACACCCUAA